This is a messenger RNA of Melospiza georgiana, 2463 nucleotides long. RefSeq names its product protein Shroom1-like. Gene Ontology annotation, molecular function: actin filament binding. The record is from RefSeq and is a predicted model, not a curated record. The coding region runs from base 1 to 2463 and encodes 820 amino acids. The transcript is spliced from 6 exons. NCBI's taxonomy places the organism in Eukaryota, Metazoa, Chordata, Aves, Passeriformes, Passerellidae. Gene Ontology annotation, cellular component: cortical actin cytoskeleton; adherens junction; apical junction complex. Gene Ontology annotation, biological process: actin filament organization.
AUGGAUCAGGAUGUGUUUGAGGACAGCUCAGAAUUAAAAUACAUGGAGAAUGCUCUUCUAAAUAAAAAUGCUCCCAGGAAGCUGAACAGUUAUGCAGACAAAAAUCAGUGCUGUGAUUCUGAAGGAAAAAUUAUGAGCAAUAUUAGGGAAUCAGUCCCAAACCAGCAAAACAAAGUGCAGAGAUCACCACUGUCCUGCAGCUGCAGUGCUGUGGAAGUGGAGCACCCUCAGUGUGAGGAGCUGGACCAGGGAAGGAAGCAGAGCUGUGAUGAUGGCACAAGCCAAAUGGCUUCUUUCAGACCAAAGGAAGAGUCCACAUCUCAGUCAUUACAAGAAGUGCAGAAAGGAAGGCAGGGUAACAACAGCAGUCCUGACCUCAGUACGUGUCUGGAGCAAGAGGCACCUCCUGCUCAGAAACUGCAGCCUGUAUUUCAAACACAGCUCUCAAGACAGCUCUGGUUGGACCAUGCUGGGGAACAAAUAACCAGGCAGGCAACUCCCAUGCUUUACUAUCUGUCUGCAGGGAGAACCACCAGUGUCCUGCACCCCAGCAAGGACUCAAGGAGCUCACCAAAGGAAAUUCCAUCAGCACAGUGUCUGGAGAUACAAAGAGAAGGCCAUCAGCCCCAGAGGAGCAGCCACCACCACCAGCACAGUGCUGAUGAUCUCCAGCUUCAGAACAAAGAUCUCAUUUUCAGGAGUCCUGCCUCAUUCACAGAGGAGAGUUUACAGAAUGACUACAUAGAGAAACUUAAAAUGGCUCAGAAAAAGGUUCUCAAAGAAACCUCCUUUAAAAGAAAAGACUUACAGAUGAGUUUGCCUGUCAGACUGAGACAGAAAUCCUCUAAAAGGCCAUCCAUUGAACACCUUCGGUCUUUCUCAUUAUCCAGUGCAAGUGAGGAUGCCAAACCUGUUCCUUGCUCCCCUUCCCAUCUAGAAUCCUUGGAAAGUUUCAAUAGAAAUGAAGAAAUAAGGAGGCCACAAAAAGGUCAAGCAGGGGGAAGGAAAAGGGUAACCCAAGAGCAAAAGAAACUGUGCUACUCUGAGCCUGAGAAGCUCAAUCACCUAAUGGAUAAGGAAAUAUCAUGGAGUCAAGUUAGGGAUGAAACCACUGACCAAGGCACAGUGGCAUCCAGGAGAAGGGAUCUGGAGAACAGAGGAAAGGCAUUUUCCAGCUCAAGUGUCUCCAGGACAGAGCUGAAACAAAUCCAGCACAGUGCACUGAUCAAAUACAUGGAACGAAAGAUCAGUCAAAGGAGCCGUGCAGGUGUGCCAGAUGUGCCAGAUGUGCAGCAGCUCCGCGCCGGCGCCCUGGGAGCUGCCCCGGCCCCUCCAGGUGGAAGCAAGGAGAGUGCUGGAGUGGAGGAGGAAUGCAGAACUCAGCCUCUGGGCGGGAAUGCUGCACUCAAGCAUGCAGAGCAGCAGCAGCCUGCAGCUUCUCCAGAGCAGGGGAUGCAUCUGCACACAGCACCAGCUGGGUCUCACCAAGGACACAAACAUCCAGGCAAAGGUCUCCUUGCCCAGGAAACAUCCCUGCACAGCAGCCCUGAUGAUGUUCCCCUGGAGGGAGACGCCCAGAGGAGGCUGCAGCCUUCUGAGGAGCAGCGGUACCAGGAGCUUGCUCUGGAGAUCAUUGCCAAAGACAGAUCUCUGGAGGACAUUCUCAUGCCUCAUCCCCUUAGAAAAACUGCCUUGAACCUGAUGGAGAGUUUGUUCCCUGUCAACAUUUCCAUGCUGGAUAAAUCACGCAGGAAAAGGGGAAAGGCACAGCGUGUGCAGGAGAAUGAGAAAAGUCAUGGAGAUGGACCAGAAGAAUGUCCAAAAUCUGAGCAUGAAACCAAGCAAAGGAGCAAAUAUCCUGCCUCUAUGAGAAACCAAGUCCUGAAGAGGAACAGGGACAGCACAAAUGAGCUAGAUGACCUCACAUCUAAGAAACUGGAGCUCAUGGCCAGUGUCCAAUCCAGGCUGCAGGCGUUGUGGGAGGAGCAGGAGCUGGUUCUCCUGGAAGUCAGGGAAUGUGCCAGGUGGGGCGAGGAGCUGGAGGUGCUGCUGAGGGAGCUGUGCAAGCCGCAGGAGUUUGAGCGCUACCUGAUGUUCAUCGGGGACCUGGAGAAGGUGCUGAGCCUCCUGCUCUGCCUGUCCAGCCGCCUGGCCCGCGUGCAGAACGCCCUCAGCAGGACGGAUGGCAACACAGAGCCUGAGGAGAAGCAAUCGCUGAAUGAACGGCACCAGCUCUUGUCUCGGCAGCGGGAGGAUGCAAAGGACCUGAAGGAGAAUCUGGACAGGAGAGAACGUGUGGUCUCUGGAAUCCUUGCCAAAUACCUGACAGAGCAGCAGCUCCAGGACUAUCAGCACUUUGUUCAAGUCAAGACCUCCUUGCUGAUUGAACAGAAGGACCUCGAAGAGCAGAUUAAAUUUUUUGAAGAACAAUUAGAAAAUCUCGAGCAAAGCAUCCCCAUCUAA